Molecule: messenger RNA, 651 nt
Organism: Penicillium crustosum
Lineage: Eukaryota; Fungi; Ascomycota; Eurotiomycetes; Eurotiales; Aspergillaceae
Exons: 2
Coding region: 40-651 (203 amino acids)
Source: RefSeq, a predicted model, not a curated record
AGUUUUUCCACGAUUUCUCUCUGCAACUGUGAGUCGCUCAUGUUACUAUCAGCUAUGCCGAUCCGCUCUCAAGAAUACCCAACUCAAGAGUCCCGUCCCUCAAGUCGGGAAAUGGAAACACGCCUGUCAGCCCCUCGCCCUUCGGCGAAUACCCAUGGACCCGCUCAAUCUGCACUGGAGCCUCCGCCAGGCCACAGUGAGUGGGGCCUCGCCACCUAUGCUCAUGAUCGUGACCGUGACCUUGAGAUGCGCUCCUUCUCCUUCACGGAUGAUCAAGUGCGCUCCAUAGGGUUUAACGGAAGUUAUCCACCAGAUCAUGAUCAAGAUCGCCAAAGUAAUUGCACCUCUUUCGAAGGUCGCGACAAUGUCCAAUCUCCCGGCCAUAUCAGGCAUUGUUAUACAAAUACAACCUUGGAUCACUCUGCUCAGGUCUUUAAUGGCGAUGUCGCCCGCGCUUACGAUUCCUCUUCUACCAGAGAGCAUCAUUUACACGGUGGGUCGGUCAAAAACAAAAGCAGGCUUGUCAAUGGAGAUCUUGAUAGAGAUACCUUCCUGGCCAUUUUCUGCAAUUCUAAUGACGAAGCCCGCCCGGAGCCAGGGCAGCGGGAGGAAUCUCACACUCGACAGCGUGAGCCCCGCUCGGAAUGUUAG